This is a messenger RNA of Mangifera indica (mango), 967 nucleotides long. RefSeq names its product vacuolar iron transporter homolog 2-like. Gene Ontology annotation, cellular component: membrane. The record is from RefSeq and is a predicted model, not a curated record. The coding region runs from base 83 to 754 and encodes 223 amino acids. Gene Ontology annotation, biological process: intracellular manganese ion homeostasis. Gene Ontology annotation, molecular function: iron ion transmembrane transporter activity; manganese ion transmembrane transporter activity. NCBI's taxonomy places the organism in Eukaryota, Viridiplantae, Streptophyta, Magnoliopsida, Sapindales, Anacardiaceae. The transcript has a single exon.
GUGUGUUCUCCAGACUCCUCUGCAUCUUCUUCCUUUCACAUUCUCACCAUUUUCUUAUCAUUUUCUGUUAUAGUUUUAAUCAAUGGCAGCCAACUUGAGCAACCCCAAAUUGACUGUCUCUGUAAAUGAUGUCGAGCAACAAACAACUCUCGAGCUCGACCACAAAGAUGAAAAAUUCGACUACUCAAAGCGAUCGCAAUGGCUUCGAGCCGCUGUUUUAGGCGCCACCGACGGCCUUGUCUCCACCGCAUCGUUAAUGAUGGGUGUUGGGGCUGUGAAACAUGAUAUUAAGGCCAUGAUACUGACUGGCUUCGCUGGCUUAGUCGCCGGCGCCUGCAGCAUGGCGAUAGGAGAAUUCGUGUCUGUUUACUCACAGUUGGACAUAGAGGUUGCUCAGAUAAAGAGAGACAAGCAAAGAGAAAAUCAAAAUGGAGUAAUUCAAACACAGCAACUAGAUGAAGAAGACGAAGAGACUUUGCCGAACCCUUUACAGGCUGCUGCAGCUUCAGCUUUUACGUUUUCUUUAGGUGCAAUGGUGCCAUUACUGGCUGCAGCAUUUAUUGGAGAUUACAACGUGAGGCUCGGCGUCGUGGUGGCAGCCGUGAGCGUGGCACUGGCCGUGUUCGGGUGGGUAGGGGCGGUUCUAGGGAAGGCGCCGGUGGUUCGAUCUUCGGCUAGGGUUUUGAUUGGAGGGUGGCUAGCCAUGGCUGUAACUUUUGGGCUAACCAAGUUGAUUGGCUCACGCGGACUGUGAAUCAAUCAAUCUCCUCUCACUGCUCUCAAGUUUAUUCUUAUGUUUGUUUUUUUCACACUAUAUGUUUGCACAAAACUAAUUUCUUUUUCUCUCUUUUCCUCUCCUAAUUUGUUAGUGGCAAAAUAGGAGGGAUUUAUCCAUAAUAUUAUGUAAUUUAUCAUGUUUUAAAUAAUAAAUACAAAUGAUGAGGUAGAUAAAUAUAUGAAAGUAUAA